Messenger RNA from Thamnophis sirtalis, 2623 nucleotides. Lineage: Eukaryota; Metazoa; Chordata; Lepidosauria; Squamata; Natricidae. The record is from RefSeq and is a predicted model, not a curated record.
CGUUAGAUUUUAGUUGAAGUCCAGAAAAUAAAGGAUGGGACGGCAGAAAAAUAAAUUGAUUUAUUUUCUGUUUGGCUAGCUUUAGCUGUGAGGAGGGGAAAAAAUUGGUAUCGUUGGGUGCAUAACGUUCAUUUAAAAAAAACCUAAAACUUUUCUGAUGAAAGUGGAAAAGAAGUCCACUUUAUCCUUAUAUCAAAUUUCACCAGAAAAUCUGUACCUUGAUAGAAAUUGUACUCUGCGUGUGCUCUGUGGCAUGCUUUGCUUAGUCUUUUAAAAAUAGGCUUUACUUAAUAGAUUAGUUCCAGACAUUCUACUUCAAAUUUAUCUUCAAAUCUAGCUGGAGAAUUCCUGAGCCAGAAAACAAGAUCUGCAAGUCUUGAUCUCUUGGGAUCACAUUCUCCAUGGCAUGAAACACAGGCAGUGACUUGGGCUGGCCAGCCACCUCUAACCGCAUGAAGUGGCUUCUCUACAAAAGAUGGUAGGGAAACUCAAGAAGAACCUCUUGGUGGUCUGCCUGGUGAUUAGUUCAGUGACUGUCUUCUACUUGGGGCAACAUGCUAUGGAAUGCCAUCACCAAAUAGAGGAGCGAAGCCAACUGUCCCGACUGGAGCCAGCCAAAGCAACCCCAAGAACCAGCCACAGCACGAAGGAAAAUGCCACACAGGCUUAUAACAAAGACAUGCCUUUAAUAUUUAUUGGGGGAGUACCCCGGAGUGGUACAACCUUGAUGCGGGCGAUGCUAGAUGCUCACCCGGACAUCCGUUGUGGAGAAGAGACACGGGUCAUCCCUCGGAUUUUGGCCAUCAAGCAGAUGUGGGCCCGAUCAAGCAAAGAGAAAAUGCGGCUCAAUGAAGCAGGUGUCACAGACGAGGUGUUGGACUCAGCCAUGCAGGCCUUCCUCUUGGAAAUUAUCGUGAAGCAUGGAGAGCCAGCGCCUUACCUGUGCAACAAGGACCCCUUUGCCCUCAAGUCUUUAACUUACCUGGCCAGGAUUUUCCCCAAUGCCAAGUUUAUUUUAAUGGUCAGAGAUGGCCGAGCCUCCGUUCAUUCCAUGAUCUCCAGGAAGGUCACCAUUGCUGGCUUUGAUCUGAGUAGCUACAGGGAUUGCCUGACCAAAUGGAACCGUGCCAUUGAGAUCAUGUACAACCAGUGCUUGGAGGCUGGCCUUGACCGUUGCAUGAUGAUGUAUUAUGAGCAGCUGGUCUUGCACCCCGAGCAGUGGCUCAGGACGCUCCUCAAGUUCCUCCACAUCCCAUGGAAUCCUGCAGUUUUGCAUCACGAAGAAAUGAUUGGGAAAGCUGGGGGAGUGUCCCUAUCAAAAGUUGAAAGAUCUACGGACCAAGUUAUUAAGCCAGUUAAUGUGGAAGCCUUGUCAAAAUGGGUUGGAAACAUCCCCUCAGACGUCCUACAUGAUAUGCCAGUGAUCGCACCGAUGUUGGGGAAGCUUGGCUACGACCCCUAUGGCAACCCACCAAAUUAUGGGAAACCGGAUCAGAAAGUCCUUGAAAACACAAGAAGGGUUUAUAAAGGUGAAUUUCAGCUUCCGGACUUCCUAAAAGAAGUGCCACAGCUAAGGAAGACAGUAGAAAGGAAAUCCCAUAUCCAGCUAAAGUGAAGAAGGAGUUGAUAAAGUAGAGUAACUGAUGCGGUGAACUAGAAGAGUGGCUGUGACUUAACGAAUGUUGGAGUCGUUUUAAAGAAAGCACGAUGGCAAAAUCUACAAAAAUCUGUUUCCUCAGAAUAUGUCCCCAUUUCAUAAUGACAUGUAAACGGCUAUCUUCCUUCUGAGAGCAGCUGUACUGAAAUGCUGGAGAUGUUUGUAGGGAAUGGUUCUGGGAGCAAGGCAUUAAAGUGGGAGGACUCCAGGUGGGAAUAUCUCCUGUAUAAAACAUUUUGGAGUUGUGAGAGUCGUGCAGUUGUGGUGUGCCUAUUAAUCUCUGUGACACUAAUAUACAGAAGAUACAUUGCCAGAUUGACUCUCAAGCAUUAGAAAUUGCAGUGAUUCCCAUUUUCACAAUUGUUUUAAAAACCUCAGAAGAAACUGAAUGGUAUAUCUUCAGUAUUGAUUUAGGAUAUGAGAUAUAUUAACUUUUAAGAUGCUUUCCAUAAGACUGCUAACUUAACACAUUAGCCCUCAUGCGUGAAUUGCAGGGUGUGUCUAUUUUGAUGCAUGCUGGUUCCUCUGUGUGCAUAUCUUCCAAAGGGAUGAUUGGCAGUCAUGGCUUCAUAAGGAUGAAAAAAUGAGGAAUGGCCUGUUUAGCCCUUGCUUUCCUACACAAAAUACAGGAAAUGAACCACUGCACAGAAUGUCUAUGUUAAUUCUUAAAUACACCUUUCUGUCUCCUUUGAACUGUUUUCUCCACACGUAGUUCACAUCCAUCAUUAGGACACCAUACAGCAGACAGCUUCUUCUCUCUGUAUUGUUUUUCCUUCCUUGAGCAAUCAUUUUUUAAUUUGUGGAAAAUGGUGCUUGUUCCUGUUGUCACCACACCCUUUUACCAAUUUAGCUGAUUUAUGAAAUUAUGUUUUAAUUAUUUAAAAAUGGUUUCUGAGAUGCGAGAAAGAACUUGAAGGUUUACAAUCCAACAGCCUUUUGUAUUUUAUUUUUCAAAAUAAAAGCUUU